Molecule: messenger RNA, 1829 nt
Organism: Merops nubicus (carmine bee-eater)
Lineage: Eukaryota; Metazoa; Chordata; Aves; Coraciiformes; Meropidae
Product: inositol 1,4,5-trisphosphate receptor type 1-like
Exons: 13
Biological process (GO): calcium ion transmembrane transport
Cellular component (GO): membrane; endoplasmic reticulum
Molecular function (GO): inositol 1,4,5 trisphosphate binding; inositol 1,4,5-trisphosphate-gated calcium channel activity
Source: RefSeq, a predicted model, not a curated record
GUCAACUCUGUGAAUUGCAAUACAAGCUGGAAAAUAGUCCUCUUCAUGAAAUGGAGUGAUAACAAAGAUGACAUUCUCAAAGGGGGGGAUGUGGUGAGGCUGUUCCAUGCAGAACAGGAGAAGUUUCUGACGUGUGAUGAGCACAGGAAGAAGCAGCAUGUCUUCCUGAGAACGACAGGGAGGCAGUCAGCCACCUCUGCCACCAGCUCCAAGGCCCUGUGGGAAGUAGAGGUGGUGCAGCAUGACCCUUGUCGUGGUGGUGCAGGGUACUGGAAUAGCCUCUUCAGGUUCAAGCACCUUGCUACUGGACACUACCUAGCAGCAGAGGUAAACCCUGACUAUGAGGAAGAUGAGCUGGAGUGUCAAUCCUCACUGGACCCUGAGCAGGAUGCCUCCAGGAGGGGCUUGCACAGUGCCCAGGAGAAGAUGGCAUACUCACUGGUGUCCGUGCCCGAGGGGAACGACAUCUCCUCCAUCUUCGAGCUGGACCCCACCACCCUGCGAGGAGGAGACAGCCUUGUGCCCAGGAACUCUUAUGUCAGGCUUAGACACCUUUGCACUAACACCUGGGUUCACAGUACCAAUAUCCCUAUUGAUAAAGAAGAGGAGAAACCUGUGAUGCUGAAGAUUGGUACUUCUCCAGUGAAAGAGGACAAAGAGGCUUUUGCUAUAGUGCCAGUUUCCCCUGCAGAGGUUCGGGACUUGGAUUUUGCAAAUGAUGCAAGUAAAGUUUUAGGUUCCAUUGCUGGCAAGCUGGAAAAGGGGACGAUAACCCAGAAUGAAAGAAGAUCUGUUACCAAAUUGUUGGAGGAUUUGGUCUACUUUGUUACUGGUGGAACUAAUUCUGGGCAAGAUGUCCUUGAAGUGGUAUUUUCUAAACCUAACAGAGAGCGGCAAAAACUGAUGAGAGAACAAAACAUUCUAAAGCAGAUUUUCAAGCUGUUACAAGCCCCGUUUACGGACAGCGGCGACGGGCCGAUGCUGCGGCUGGAGGAGCUCGGGGACCAGCGUCAUGCUCCCUUCAGGCACAUCUGCAGGCUCUGCUACAGGGUGCUGAGACACUCCCAGCAGGAUUACAGAAAGAAUCAGGAAUACAUUGCAAAGCAGUUUGGCUUCAUGCAGAAACAAAUUGGUUAUGAUGUCUUGGCCGAGGACACCAUCACAGCUCUGCUUCAUAACAACCGCAAGCUCUUGGAGAAGCACAUCACAGCUGCUGAGAUUGACACCUUUGUCAGUCUCGUGAGGAAAAACAGGGAGCCCAGGUUUUUGGAUUACCUCUCGGAUCUGUGCGUUUCCAUGAACAAGUCUAUUCCAGUGACACAGGAGCUGAUUUGUAAAGCUGUGCUGAAUCCAGCAAACGCAGACAUUCUCAUUGAGACCAAGUUGGUCCUCUCUCGGUUUGAGUUUGAAGAAGUGUCAAGUGGAGAAAAUGCCUUGGAAGUUGGAGAAGAUGAGGAAGAAGUGUGGUUGUUCUGGAGAGACAGUAACAAGGAAAUCCGCAGUAAGAGUAUCAGAGAGUUGGCUCAAGAUGCUAAGGAGGGGCAGAAGGAGGAUCGGGACGUGCUCAGCUACUACAGAUACCAAUUAAACCUCUUUGCUAGAAUGUGCCUUGAUCGCCAGUACUUGGCCAUCAAUGAGAUAUCUGGCCAGCUGGACGUGGACCUCAUCCUGCGCUGCAUGUCUGAUGAGAACUUGCCCUACGACCUGCGGGCGUCCUUCUGCCGGCUGAUGCUGCACAUGCACGUGGAUCGUGACCCCCAGGAGCAGGUGACCCCAGUGAAAUACGCUCGGCUGUGGUCUGAGAUACCUUCUGAAAUUGCCAUUGAUGA